UAAACCCUGGUCUAGUUAUUAAAAAAAUAUAUACACUCGCACCUGUAGUGAUCCCCAUCGAUAGGGGUGUCACCACCGCGUCUGCGCGGAGCGCUUGUCCGCCGCCCCGGACGCUUUGCACGUCUCCGCAACUAAAAUAUACAUUUUUAAAUUUCAAAAAAGGAACGCGCGUCAAAAAACCGUUUUGUGCCAGUGUGUUCGAAGUGUGAAGUGAUAUUUUUGAAUUCGGAAUUUUGUUUUUUUUAGAAUGUUUCGAUCGUGCUUUAUUGUUAAAUAAUUAGUGGUUUUAGUGUAAUGUGAGGAUAAUUGUUACGUAAAAGCAUAGGAGUUAGCGCUGAAGGCGUGUCGCUUGUGAUGUCGGCAUGGAGGUGGUGCUCCCCCUGGCGGUGGUGUGCGUGCUGGCCGUGAGCGGCGCCCCCAACGCGACGCGCCGCCACCCGGCCCGGCCGGACCCGACGCGGCCCGACCUCGAACCCGAGGACGAUGAGCACCACCUGGACUAUUAUGAUGAGGAGCGGAUUAAUAUAUCAGAAAAGGGCAAGUACCUGGGGUCGCCGUGCGAGUUCACCUGCAACCCGGCGCUACUCCACGUGUUCUGCGACCCGACGUCUAAUUCCUGUGAAUGCGAUCCCAAGCACCCUGUCAAUCUUGGCGUCGCGCGCGGGUGCGCUAAAGCAAAAAAGCUUGGCGAGCAAUGCUUCUACCGGCAGACGUGUCGCGCGUUCGACCCCCACGCGUCAUGCGUCCAGGUCAACCACAACGCGUUCUGCCAGUGCGAUCCCGGGUACCACAGUACGACACACAAUCGGCCGACGCAGAGAGUGUUCUGCACUGAAGACCUCGUGUUGCUGACAGCGGAUAUGCCGACGCUGCUCGGCGUAGCGUCGGGCAUCUUCGUGCUGGGGGGAUUACUGUGCAUGGUGUUACACCUUUACACACGCGCGCGCUACCACCCUGCGCAUCUCGCCGACGCUCGGCUCACACCACCGUGUUUGUACUCGCUCAACGACACACAUACCGGCGGCACUCUAAGCGGAACCCGCGCCUCGUCGCGGGCCUCGUCCCGCUCGGGCGGCACGGGCGCCACGCUGGAGUCGGGCUCGUCGCGACGGGCGUCGCGCCGCGGCGUGCCGGUGUCGGCGUCGCGCGCAGGUUCCCGACGUCCAAGUAUAAGUUCAGUACAAAGCAGUUCAUCCUCUAUAAGGAGCUACAGCGCUAGACGUUGGGAGAAGGAGCGAGAGCAGAAGGAGAGGCGACAGAUGAGCAUGCGUCUCGCUCAGUUGCACGACAAAAUGAAUGCGGGGAGAGAGAUACCUAAACAUGCGCCUACUCCAUCUCCACGCUCUCCCAACAACUCCACGGAUGGACUGCUGCCAUCUGUAUGUGAAAUUAGAGAACUGUCAACAAACCCCGAUCAACAAUUGCAAGGCGUCGAGAACCCAUGCUCGAGCUCGUCGCUUUACUGACAACAGCGUUCUAAAUCAGUGCGUCGAUCCCUCGAUUCACUGUCGUCCGACGGGUCCCCAGCUUACGCCUGGAUGUAACACUGGCUUAAAAAAAUGAAACUGCCACUCAGUGAACGCAGGCGAAAGUGAAGACGUGUAAUAUUUUAGAACACAUCCAAAGGGGAUUUGAAAUAGGCGCGAAAGACCUUGAACGCAGUAUUUGGGAACGCACCUGAAAAUGGAAUAUGAAUUCCAAAUUUGAAUUAGGAAUUGGUUUAUAAUGGCUGAAAAGACUGCAAGUAUUUGUGGGAUCUUAAAAACAGUGAAUUAGAAUGACAAAUUAAAUUUGUAAGGUUUUGACAUUUGAAUGCUUGGCUUUUAAGCUAGGCUAGUUAGUGUUGCUGUAUGUGAUGCUACAAGGAAGUGUUUUGUGUGUAAAAUGUACGUCGACAGAUAUCUAAAAUGUAAUCAAUAUAUUAAAAUUGCUAUUACGAUAAUAGAUUCAAUUCUGCUCUUUAAAACAGUGACGGAAAGUUUUUCGAUUA
Messenger RNA from Cydia amplana, 1990 nucleotides. RefSeq lists its product as uncharacterized. Lineage: Eukaryota; Metazoa; Arthropoda; Insecta; Lepidoptera; Tortricidae. The coding region runs from base 363 to 1466 and encodes 367 amino acids. The record is from RefSeq and is a predicted model, not a curated record. The transcript is spliced from 8 exons.